AUGGGUUCCGUCCAAGGAUCUAGGGAUUGCAAUUACGAUGUUGUUAUCGUUGGUGCUGGUUUAUCCGGAAUCAAUGCUGCAUAUCGUAUUCAAACAGAACUUCCAGGCUUGACCUAUACUAUACUUGAGAAUCGCGGAGCAAUUGGCGGAACGUGGGAUCUAUUUCGAUAUCCUGGUAUCAGAUCCGAUUCAGAUUUACAUACAUUUGGAUUCCCAUGGCGACCAUGGUUGAGCUCUCAGACGAUCGCUGAUGGUGAAUCAAUCUGCAAAUAUUUUAAAGAAUCUGCCGAGGAAUAUGGUAUUGAUAAGAAGAUACAAUUCCACCACAAUGUUACGUCGGCAGAUUGGUCAACGGAACAACAACAAUGGACAUUGGCCGUAGAUGCUGGUGGAAGACGGAGCACUACUAUAAAAGGACGAUGGAUCAUUUGGAGUACAGGUUAUUAUGACUACAGCGAGCCUUUGAAAGUCGAAAUACCUGGACUAGACAACUUCAAAGGCAAGAGGAUACAUCCUCAAUUCUGGCCCCAAGAUCUCGAUUACACAGGCAAGAAAAUUGUCGUUAUUGGAAGUGGUGCUACGGCAAUUACCCUGAUACCAAAUCUGGCAGACAAGGCAGCCAAGGUAACAAUGCUACAACGAAGUCCUUCGUGGAUAGUAGGAGUUCCCGCACAAGAUUCCACCGGAACUUUCAUGCGCAAAUAUCUUCCAAACUGGAUGGCUAGUCAAUUGAUCCGCUGGAGAUUCCUCGUACUCCCAUUAUUAUUUUUCCACUUCUGUCGCCAGUUCCCCAGCACCGCUUGCAAACUCCUUCGAGCAAGAACCAAGAAGGAAAUUCCAUCAAACGUUCCCAUCGAUCCCAAUUUCAGCCCCAUAUAUAAUCCUUGGGAACAACGUUUAUGCGUCUGCCCAGACAGUGAUUUCUUCAAAUGUCUUCACUCGGGAAAAGCUGAUGUCGUAACUGAUACCAUUAAAACCGUCACAUCAUCCGGCAUUGACCUUGAAUCGGGGAAAAGCCUGGAUGCAGAUAUAAUCAUCACAGCCACCGGACUUAAAAUGCAACUUGCCGGCGGCGCCAAAGUGAGCAUCGACGGCGUUCCCUACGAAUAUUCUACCAAAUACAUGUGGAAAGGCAUGAUGCUUCAAGACAUGCCUAACGCAGUAACUGUCAUCGGUUACACCAACGCUUCAUGGACAUUGGGAGCCGAUACUACCGCGGGGGUAUUGGUUCGAUUGCUUAAACACAUGCGAGAGAAUCAUAUUGUCUCAGCUGUACCGAAAGUUCAUGGCGAGAAGAUGGUUUCUCAACCCAUAUUAAAUUUGAGUAGUACGUAUGUGGAGAAGGCAAAGGGAUAUUUGCCCAUGGCGGGUGGUAGAGGUCCAUGGAAACCAAGACAGAAUUAUCUUGUUGAUUAUUGGGUUGCGCAGUAUGGGAAUUACACGGAGGAAUUGGAGUUUACUGCUGCUGGGGGUGCAGGGUUUGAUAAGAGUCAAUGA
Molecule: messenger RNA, 1497 nt
Organism: Botrytis porri
Lineage: Eukaryota; Fungi; Ascomycota; Leotiomycetes; Helotiales; Sclerotiniaceae
Exons: 2
Coding region: 1-1497 (498 amino acids)
Molecular function (GO): NADP binding; flavin adenine dinucleotide binding; N,N-dimethylaniline monooxygenase activity
Source: RefSeq, a predicted model, not a curated record